GCAGUCUCUGCUAUGAUGUAAUGAUGGCCAAUCAGUUGGGCAGAACUCAUAACUCUCUGCUCUAACUACUUACCCUCUAAGAAUAGACUAUUUUUAACAUGCUAAAAAUAAUUGAUAUUUCCUUCAAGUAACAACACCCUAUUGCCUGAAAAGGGAAGGACAUACUGCAUAAUAUGGUCUUAGCAGUAUAUAGUCCGCAACAUGACUGAAUGAUCACAAUUUGAAUGUUUUCAUCAUAGAUCUACUUAUUCAAUGCUGACUUGGGAACGACAGAAAGAAAAAGGGAGUUAAACUUAUCAGUUAACGAAAUACACAACGAUGACAUUGGUCAUUGUUGUAUCGUCACCGGUAAAAUCUCAAGUUCGAGUACGAUUAUUUACCAGAUUUAACUUCUGCGACUAUGUUGGUCAGCUGCAGUAUCCACAAAACGUGUCGCAAACUGAGCAUUUCUUGUGUCAUUGUAGAAGAGACAAUGUGCUGAUUAUGCAAAUUACUUUCUAGGCUCAGGUUUAGCAUUGCCCACUAUGACGUAACUGGCUCGCCAGUAAUGGAUACAGAAGCAGGUACCUGUGGUACCUGCUCGCAACUUGAUAGACUGUGCUGAUGAAAGAUAAGUUUCUUAGCCAUGGCUGCAGUCUGUUGAACUAUAUCAUACUGUAGUACUUGCUUACAGAUAAUUAAUUGCUUAAAUUCAAAUUAGGGUCCUUUUGUUUUUCUUUAUUUACUGUAGACCAGCUGCUUCUUGGUUGGACACAUUUCAAGACUAAAAAACAACCUUACAUAGAUACAGGCAUAUACACAUUUUAUAAAUGUUGUAAUUACUUGAAGCCAAAAAUAAUCUUAAUACAAGGAAACCAAGUCCACCUGGAGAAUACAUGAAUACAUGCAUGAAUAAAACACGAUUUUUUUCUAUGGUAACCGAUAAGAAGUAGGAAGAAAACAUAACAAAUAAAUCUAAAAAGGGCGAUAUGGAAAUAAGAAGAGAGUAACAAGAAGUAAAAAACGAAAUAUUUUACGAAAGAAAAGACAAGACUCGCCAAGUAAGGCAAUGAAAGAAGACCAGUAUAAAACAAGAAACCAUGCUGAGAGUAAAAGAUGUGUUAGACAAGACUUGUGUUGACAUGUCGAGCUAUAUAACAAUGGUUUGUCAGUGUGGUUAACCUUUUUUUGCGGUACUCUCUUGAAUACAUAGCACUGCGACGUUAUCGUCUACACUAUUAACUCCUGAAACAUCGUAAUCUGUUGUGUAUGAAAACAUUUAUUCCUGGGGAGCGACUGUGAAAAUUCUGGAGUCUGUAUUGCAAAUAUGAUUCAAGAUUGAAAUUUUAGAAAAUGUAUGGAGAAGACUUUGAGACUUCUAUAAAGAUUGUAGUUGUUGGUAACGGUGGUGUUGGUAAGUCUAGCAUGAUCCAGCGUUACUGCAAAGGCAUAUUUACACAAGAAUAUAAGAAGACAAUUGGUGUUGAUUUCUUGGAGAAACAAAUAAUAGUGGGUACCCAGAAUAUACAUUUAAUGCUGUGGGACACAGCUGGCCAAGAAGAAUUUGAUGCCAUCACUAAGGCAUAUUAUCGAGGUGCUCAAAUAUGUAUUCUGGUAUUUUCCACUGUGGACAGGGAAUCUUUUGAGGCUAUUGAAGGAUGGAAACAAAAAGUCGAAGAGGAAGUUGGCAGUAUUAUAACUGUUAUUGUACAGAACAAAAUUGACUUGAUAGACGAAGCAGUUGUACAAAUACAAGAAGCUGAAGCUUUGUCACAGAAGUUACAGCUGAGAUUCUAUAGAAUUUCGGUGAAAGAUAAUUUAAAUGUUAAUGAAGUUUUUAGGUAUUUAGCUGAGAAAUAUAUCACUGAAAUGAAUUUCCAUCUAACUGGAGAUGUUCCCUUCCAGAAAAUAAUUGGUUCCACUUUACCAAAAUGCUGGUAUUCAACUAAAAGAAAUGCAUUCAACAGAAAAGAUAUUUCCUUACGUUCCAUGGAAAAAAGACUUCGAACUAGUAAAAAGGAGAAGAAACAUUCUGUUGACCUAAAGUGUUCCAUUCUUUGAAUCAGGAUUUCUCAUUGCAGUCAAUUAACUGAAUGCCAUUCUCUGACUAUCAUUGAAUACAUGAAAUGAUUCCCUCAUUUUGAAGAUCUUAAUAAACUAUUUUUUAUCCCAUUAA
Molecule: messenger RNA, 2155 nt
Organism: Octopus sinensis (East Asian common octopus)
Lineage: Eukaryota; Metazoa; Mollusca; Cephalopoda; Octopoda; Octopodidae
Product: ras-related protein Rab-23
Exons: 8
Coding region: 1333-2040 (235 amino acids)
Molecular function (GO): GTPase activity; GTP binding
Source: RefSeq, a predicted model, not a curated record